AUGAUUUAGUAGUAAGGUUAACCAGAGGAAGUGCAAAAGCAAGAAAAAAAGGAUGAAGGAAGAAAUGCUUCUUCUAAUAGGGAGGAAGACAGAAAAGGGCAAUCAAAGAGACGCAAUUCUUCGAAUGAGUCAAACUCAAAUUAAUCAUCCUCCUUUGAGAAUAAGAUUGGAAAACGCUACUAUCCCCACAGUGAAUUCAAGAUCCACUUCUAUGUACGUCAUGUACACAUGAAUGGGAUGAGUACUAAUGAAUUUUUGAGUUUCAUUAAGAGAAAAGGUAAUGUAUGGUAAUAUUUAGUGAAUUUGGCUGGGUCAUGUGAUGUGGUCCAAAUAUUCAAUACUCAGGGAUCCUAUUGCGAUGUUGCAAUUGGAAUGAGCAAUGAUGAUAAUGCAAAAUUAGUCUACAUAGGCAAGAAGCACUUCAAUUUUGGAAGGAAUGGUAUGAUCAAAUUAAUUUAUGAAUAGGAAGACAGAAGGAAGUUGUGGAAUUGAGUGAUGCCUUUAAAAACUAUCUAGAAAAUAAGAAUAUGUUGGACAAAGAACAUUUGGAGCGAUCUUUGAGGAGAAAUGUAACUGUGCACCAUUUAAUUUAGCAAUAAUCAAAGGGCAGGAGUGACAGUAGUGAGUCAUCAAGAAGGUAGAGUCGAAGUGUCAGCAAGUAGUAGAAGAAGAGUAAGAAAGUGGACAGAAAACAGUCUUAGGGACAAGGAUCGAGAAGGAGAUCAUCCUCUUCUUCUAGCUAACCCAGAAGAACCAAGUAGGUCAAAAAGAUUAGACAGUCAUCAAGGAGUUCUUCCUUAGAAUUGAAUAAGGAUUAAUUGAAUGUUUAACCUAUCAAACCUUAACAGGUGUUCACUGAUAAGAAUAGUGUUUAUAUCUUCUCGAUACCACAGGAAGUUAAUGAGAAUGAAGUUAUCUCAGAGAUUGUUACUCAUCAUAAAUAGAAUGCACCUAUUAAUCAUACUUGGAGUUAUUAUUUAUUUAAAUUAUUAAGACACUUCUGAUA
Molecule: messenger RNA, 1006 nt
Organism: Paramecium octaurelia
Lineage: Eukaryota; Ciliophora; Oligohymenophorea; Peniculida; Parameciidae
Source: the annotation of a GenBank genome assembly